UGCAGCAGCCGAGCCGCUGCCCGGGCGGCGGAGCGCAGAGAGAGCCAUGGCUCGGGAGGGCGAGCGGCGCGGCAGGCUCCCGCCGCGGCGGCGGGGCCCGGCCUGACCGAGCGGGGCCAGAGCACCGGCCGGGCGGCGUCACCCGGCAGCGGGGAAAGCAACGAAUAAAGACAGAGCCGAGAAGAAGGGAAAAAGGAAAAAAAAAAGGAAGAUCCCGCAGCCCCGCGGCAGCAGCAGCACCGCCGCCAGCCCGCAGCGCCCGCCCGCCGCCGCCAGCCAGCGGGAGGAACCGGCCCGCGGCCGCCGCGAAGAGCCCCGGGACGCCCCGCUCCCCACCAGAUAGAUGUGCGGUCCGGCCGCCCGCCUGGCCGACGAUGAACGCGCAGCUGGCGAUGGAGAACAUCGGCGACCUGCACGGGGUGAGCCAUGAGCCGGUGCCCGCGGCUGCCGACCUGAUGAGCGGCAGCCCCCACCACCGGAGCGCCGUGGCCCACCGCGGCAGCCACCUGCCCGCACACCCGCGCUCCAUGGGCAUGGCGUCCAUCCUCGACGGCGGCGACUACCACCACCACCACCGGCCGCCCGACCACGCGCUGACGGGCCCCCUGCACCCCACCAUGACCAUGGCCUGCGAGACCCCCCCCGGCAUGAGCAUGAGCAGCACCUACACCACGCUCACCCCGCUGCAGCCUCUACCUCCCAUCUCGACGGUCUCGGACAAGUUCCCUCACCACCACCACCACCAUCACCAUCACCACCACCCCCACCAGCGGAUACCGGGCAACGUGAGCGGCAGCUUCACGCUCAUGCGGGACGAGAGGGGUCUGGCAUCUAUGAACAAUCUCUACACCCCUUACCAUAAGGAUGUUACCGGCAUGGGGCAGAGCCUCUCUCCGUUGUCUGGAUCGGGCCUGGGGAGCAUCCACAACUCCCAGCAAGGGCUGCCCCACUACGCUCACCCCAGUGCCACCAUGCCCGCCGAGAAAAUGCUCACCCCAAAUGGAUUUGAAGCCCACCACCCUGCCAUGUUGGCCAGGCAUGGCGACCAACACCUCACCCCCACCUCCGCUGGCAUGGUGCCUAUCAACGGGAUCCCACACCACCCCCAUGCCCACUUGAAUGCCCAGAGCCACGGGCAGAUCCUGGGCUCUGCCAGGGAGCAAAACCCUUCUGUAACUGGUUCGCAGGUCAACAGUGGAAGUAAUUCAGGGCAAAUGGAAGAAAUCAAUACCAAAGAAGUAGCUCAGAGGAUCACCACCGAGCUCAAACGGUACAGCAUCCCCCAGGCUAUCUUCGCCCAGAGGGUGCUGUGCCGCUCUCAAGGGACCCUCUCAGACCUGCUGAGGAACCCCAAGCCCUGGAGCAAGCUCAAAUCCGGCCGGGAGACCUUCCGCAGGAUGUGGAAGUGGCUCCAGGAGCCGGAGUUUCAGCGAAUGUCUGCUCUGCGGCUGGCAGCGUGCAAGAGGAAAGAACAAGAGCACGGGAAGGAUAGAGGGAAUACACCCAAAAAGCCUCGGUUGGUCUUCACGGAUGUCCAGCGUCGAACUCUACAUGCAAUAUUCAAGGAAAAUAAGCGUCCGUCCAAAGAAUUACAAAUCACCAUUUCCCAGCAGCUUGGGUUGGAGCUGAGCACCGUCAGCAACUUUUUCAUGAAUGCACGGAGGAGGAGUCUGGAUAAGUGGCAAGACGAGGGCAGCUCCAAUUCAGGCAACUCAUCUUCUUCAUCAAGCACUUGUACCAAAGCAUGAAGGAAUAACCACGAACUAAACCUCGGUGGAAAAGCUUUAAAAAUUAAUAAAUAAAUAAAGACAGACCAGGACCUCAAGAUAGCAGGUUUAUACUUAGAACUAUUUGAAAUAAAUGUUAUUUAUAAGUCCAAAGAAACCAAAGACUUAUUUCACCUGCAUUAUGACUUUGUUCUAAGACACACACUUUAGUAGGACGACGACUUGCAAAGAACAGAGGAAGAAGAAAGUGAAAUGGAGGGAACAAAAUGGAAUGCAAAGAGAAGAAAAGCAGACCACUGGUUUUACACCUUUGCCCAUUCUCAUCUUCACCGUACUUGGCUGUUUAGUGGUUUGGAGCAUAGUGAUUUCUUGUCAUUGAACGGACAUCUCUUCAGAUAUGGCUCUUCAUUUCCACAGCAAUUGCCAUGAAGGUGUAUAACGUACACACCAGUGGUUAGGGACUUAGUCAGGGCUGGUCUUCAGAGAGGGUUGUGCCAUGGCACGACUGACAAAGCGUGGAGUCGUCUGAAUUCAUUUGAACGGUAGUGUGAAUUUUGCUGUUUCAUGGUUUGAACUUAACUGGUGCAAUGCCCGGAAGCAAGUUCAAACUAGGCAAAGAAAUUUUGAAUGGUACCUAAACCAGUGCAUUCUCUUUGUUUGUUAAGGAAUGUUCAGAUUUAAAAAAGGAAAACUAUUCCAUCCAUUAAAAAAAAAAAAAAUCGACUAGCUACCAAAGAACACAUUUAAUAAUUAUAUUGCAGGUAUUUUAUUGCAAUGAUUUUACUAUUCCAAAGCUAUUUUUACACAAAAUACUAUGUAGAGUUAUAGGUAUAAACUAAUCUAACUGUAUAACACAUAAAACUUGUAAUCAAGACUGUUAUUUACAAUUAGUAAAACCACUAAUUCCGUGAUUGGCAAGAAAGAAUGUCAUCUGAGGAGAUUACAGCCCCUUUUGGAGCACAGAUACUGAUAAAGGGAUGAUGCUUCCAUUGAAGUCAGUGAGCCCUUCUGCUGCUGACUGCACUGGGAGCAAAAGAAGGGCCGCUAUUGCCACGUGUAAGGCAGUGUGGCAGCUAUCGUACCUGCAUCCCCUUAUUACCGUCUCCCAGGCUGACAUUGCUGGAAGCCCAUUGAACAGCGCUCUUUGCAAACCGUGCAUUGUAUAUAAAUGCAGCUCAGCUCUGCCAUCUAGCCUGCAAACAGGAGACCUGAGGCACUUUGUAUGCAAAAAUGAAACGAAUUACGAAAUGUAAAACCACAGGGCUCAGCAUCUGAUCAAUACUCGUUGACAUUAGUGAGCUUUUUUUACCUAUUGACUUUACUAGGCAAAGGAACAGCAGUAGCUUUGAAGGCUCGUGGUCUUUUCCUAUUGAAAAAGGUGGUACAACAUCAGUUAAUGCUUGUGAGAAGAGCUCCAACAGGAGCUGCAGUAGUGGUUUCAGGAGGCCGAAUCGUGAUGCCUCUGAAGUCAAUAGCAAAAUUCCCAUGACACCGAGAUGCAGCCUGAUGUUUUGUGGCUUCCUAUCUGUGUCUAGCAGGCUGAGCUUUUGUCCUGUGCAUUCUUUCUUGCUCAUCUAUUAAUCAGGAUAAUGCAUGAAAUAGUUUAACAUUUGUAGCUGAAAAGCUUUAAAUGCUCUGUUGCUAACAGACCCAUAGAAGAGAAAUCAUCCCAUUCCUACUCUGAUGAAAUUAAAAAGAAGAGCGUGCAACAUCUGCAUAUUAAAUUCUAGUGUAAGGGAAAAAUAGACUUUAAAAACCAUACAUGUGCCUGUUAGAUUUCUAACUGGUGUUUCAAAUUACAGAGGUAAUUCUGCUAGGUAUAUUAAAUUCCAGAGUAACCAAAUAUGCACGAUUAAGCCCAAAGCAAGGAUUAGAAAUAGGUAUUCUUACUUACACCCUUAAAAAAAAAUUUAAAAAAAUUAAAAAAAAAAAAAAAAGAGAGAGAGAAAGGAAAAUUCAAGGUAAACUAGAACCCAGCCACCACCACCAAAAUCAGAUACUGGGUUUUGGGAUGAAUCCCACUCAAAAUAAUAGCAACACCAAAGUUAAGCAAUUCUGUAGCACCAGUUAUUUCCCAGAGAGGACAGGGUCUAGUCAAGGUUCAGGGUAUACAGUUAAUUUCCAGUAAGUGCUUAGAAUACAGCUGAAAUAUCUCUAUAUUAAAAUAAAGCGAAAUAAACCCAAGCUUUUUGGCACUGAAUAUUUCUCCCCAUUUCCGUAUGUUAAACCCACUUUAAGACUGACAAAACAAUUGCCCGUGAAAACAUAAUCUAAUCUGUGAGUUUUUUGAGUCUCUAGCUUACCUUAAAUUUUAGCAGCUUUCUUUUAAAGUGUUCCAUCCACACAGAGACAUAAUUGACAUGGAAACAUUAAUAAGCUGACAUACAAAGUAUCUUAUGGAUGCAGUCUCACUAGUGCAAGGUUAAUAAAGGACAGUGAUAACUAACUUUUUAGGUUUCUUUCCAGCAAAACACUGCUUUGUAACGUACCUAUAGGUUAGAAAAGAGAGCCUUAUUUAUUUAAAACUUGAGAAUUUAAAAAUGCAGGGAAAUUCAAAGUACAUUGCCGCAUUUUUUAGUAUUUCCAUUGUAUUGUCUUUAGAGACUACUUGCUGAAACCAAAGAGAACUUUCAUACCAGCAUUAAAUUUGCACCCAAUAUGCAAUUUCAGGAUCUCUGAUACACACACGUGCAAGUCCCUCAAUAGGUCUGUGUAUAUAUACAAGCACACACAUUAUUAUGGGGUGCUGUAUGUAUACAUGUGCACACAUGUAUCCACACACACAAAACCCAAUGCACAAGUUGUAGAUUUUAAGUGGUUUGGGUUUUUUUACAUGUCUGUUUAAGUACAUAGAAAUGUUUUGGUUUUUUAUAAGCCAUUAGGAACAAAACCACUCUUCCCGUGAGCAAUAUGCGCCUCAUACUCCGAACAGGCAAAGAACACACUUUUCUUUAAUUAUUUUCAAAAUAUGAAGCAAAUAACUAUGGAACUGCUCAUUCUACCUGUAAAGCUCAUUUACCUCUGAGCAGACUGCCCGGCCACACCGACUGAAGCAUGGACAGGUUACCUGGUGCUCCCUGGCUCGGACCAUUGCCAUUCCUCAGCAAGGGCAUCCUUAACAGGGGGCUCCUUUCUGAUGCUGUGCUUAACGUUACACAGGAAAGCCUAUCUCUGUCUUAUCAGUGUUAAGUCUUUUGGUUCACUUCAUUCCUGAUAAAAUAGUUUCAAAUUCAACAAAGGGACCUAAAAAUCUGCCAGGAAGGUUUAGGAGAGGGAGCAGAACCUGAAACCAUUUGGGAGCACCAGGAGAUGGGGCUUCAGUCAAAGGUGACUCCAUGGGCGAGAGGGCAUUAGGAGCGUUCAUUCGGCUCAUAGCCUGUAUCCAAACCUGACCACAGUAACCCACGAGGGGAGGCUGGCCGAGAGGUGAACUGUCCACAUCCAUCCCCAUUGUAAAUGGCAUUAUUAGCUUUCCAGGAAAAGAAAAAUAACCAAAAAAAAUACCCCCCCUUCAGAGCGACCCAUUCUGCCGCAAUACCCGCACUGCUUUCAGGGGCAUCAGCCUCCUCUCCUUACUCAGGUAAAGCAAUCCCAACAAGAGCCAGCCAGGAACAGGGCUUUUGCUUGAGAAUUUGCUCCUGCUCCCACCGAUGGCAGAAGUGAAUUCCCAAGCAGCCAAAGUGGCUGAGGGUGCCCCGUCACGGGACCAGGCCCAGGACUGCCGCGGGCACUGCUCUUCUCCUGAGAAGGAUUUCAGGAUAAGGCCGUGGUGGUGGCGGGCUCUGCCUGGAGGGAACACUGCUGAGCUUAUACCAAAGAGUCUUAGGACACCUCUCCUCACCUGAGUUGUAAACAAGACAUUUUUACCCCGAGAAACGGUCCUUCUUUCUACUACUCUUCCUCCUAUCCUCCUCCUCUUCCUCCUCCUUUGUACAUAAGGAUGAUAACUAUGCAUUUAGCAAACAAAGAGAAAGCACUUACCCUUUUCUAUCUUGCUGCGUUUGGGUGCAUUCAAAGGCCCAGGGGCUAAUUUUGAGACUUUGCUUAGCCUCCUGGUUUAUUAUUGUGGUGUGGUUAGCUUUACAAUACAUUUGGUAACUAUUUGCUAAAGACAAAGAAGCAAAAGGUAAGGAAUAGCUACUUCCACGUGUUAAAAAAAAAAAAAAAGAAAAAAAAGAAAAAAAAAGUGUGUAAAGAUCUACUAUUUAUAGUGUGAACCAAAGACGCUACCUCACUCGAUUUCCAUUGGUGAUUUUAAUCACAUUGAUGAUACCAAAGAAUACCAAAGAUUUUUCAUGCACGGCCUCAGUCUGGAAAGGGAACUCAUCCUCCUUCUUACCCCUGACCCUCCUCCUCACCUUCACUCAGUGUGUAACCUUGUCUUCAUUCUUAAUGGUAAUGCUAAUAACCUUACGAAUGCUUCUCUUGCUACAACUGCUACUACUGAUGAUGAUAAGGAUAAUAAUAAUAAUAAAGCUCUAGGCAAACAUGUUGCAAACUUUGUAAACUCAUAGGACGAGUGCCUUGCUUGAACCAAAGUGUUAAACCGCUGUUGACCUCUUUAUCUCUCACCUUAUACUCUUUGAAUACCUCAGCCUCUUAGAAAGGCCACUAAUGAAAAAAAGGAAUAAUUCUUCACCGUGGUGCUUUUUGCCGUGCAACCAUGCAAUGAAACUUUCUUUGAUACCAAAGGAAAAUGUUUUUUUCCACUUUCUUGCUGACAAACCAAAGGUUCCCUCUUCUUUCCCCCAAAGCAGCUUGAGUCCCUCAGCCCAGACAGGCCGUGCAUCGCUUUUACCAAUUCCUCCAAAUACCUCAUAGUAAUAAAUCUUUAGGGUUAUGUUGUAUAGAGAGUCUAUGUGAUAAGGCAGAACUUACUAGUUUGAUAAUUGUUAAGGUUACUUAAAAAAAGCUUUAUAAUUCUUAUUUAUUUUGUAGGGGUUGUUUUGUUUGUAUGUUCCUUUUAUAUCGUUUGGUUUGGGUUUCUUCUUUUUUCCUCUUUUUUUUUUUUUUUGGCAGAACUUCUCUGUUAUACUCAAGGAAGAUCUUAUUCCUGGGAAUGUUUCAAAGUGGGUAAAGAUAGCUGUUUGCAAUGAAUGCAAGAAAGGGAAACGUGGCUUCGAUUUCUUUUGUUUCAACUAGGAUGCUUUGUGUUUGCUAGUCGAUGUUCUUUUCACAGGGUAAAAAAAAGAUAUUCUCUGCUGUGAUAAAUGGUUCCUAUUUUUUCUCUAUAAUGUGCUGUGACUUUAAUUUAAUUACAUUUUGUAUACGCUUAUUUAAUCACUGCUUUAAUUUAUGACUAUGUAGUUUAAAAAAAAAGAAAAAAAUGUAUAUAGUAGAUUCAAAAAUGGCCAAAGCUUUAUGUUACAAUCUUUUCAUUAUUGAUGCCGAGAUGAACUGAAGGAGAGUGCUUCUCUUGACUGCAGGGUGUAUCUUCAGCCUCGUCUUGGCAUGCACUUCCACCCGUGUUACAAACACUGCCAGGUUAUCCCCCCGGGCCUCCUUUCUCCCCAACUUGUACAUGCCAAAAUGAGUGUUUCAAGGUAGUACUUUUGUCACUUAGAAAGCAGAAAGGCAUUAUUAGUGUGUUUUUCCUUUAAUUUAUUUGUCUUUUUCUAGAGAGGUUGCUUUGUGGGUGAGACCCACACAUCCAAAGAAUUUAAAAGUCGUUUAAUGUUUAAAAGCACUGGCAUUUGUGAGAGACUUUGCUGAGUUUUUGUUUUCCUUCGCCAUUCACACGGGUAGCGCAAGUAGCGGGCGUACGCCUUGGGAGAAAAGCUAACUUGAAUUUGGAAGCCUUGCUCACGGAAAGGCCUUCGCCAGUCCCCCAGCACCCAGGGCUCUCCUCCCUGGGAUGCAUGCGGGAUGUCCAAGGGGCAGCGGGUGAUGGGAUUGUGCCAGCCACCCCGGCUCAGAGAGUGCUCGAGGGCUUGGGCCACCGCUAUGUCCCUGCUCUCCAGCCAGGGCCCAGGCAGGGAUGGGUCGGGUCCAUGGAUGCUGCCGAGUCCCCUGGGAGCUGUGGCUGCAUCCAGGCUCAGGGACCACGGGAGACCCCCAGUGCCCUGGCUGCCAGAGAAUUGGGAGGGACCUGUGCAGCAUCCCUCUGAGGGGACCGGCACAGCAUCCCUCUGAGGGGACCAGUGCUGGUCUGCCCUGGGCGCCCGCAGCUCGAGGGAGGAAAAAGCAGUUUUGAGUUGAAAAGCAAAAAAAAAAAAAAAUAAAAAAAGGAGUAAUGACAAUGAUAAUUCUGCAAAGCUGAUGAUGGCAUCAUGGCACAGAAAUAGGAUGCCACUCACCUGUAUUUUAUUUGCGUAAAAAAUAGGUUCUGUUUCAACUAAAUGUUGUGUACUGACAUGGUUUGUGAUGACUGUAAAUAUUUCCUUUCCCCACAUGGUAGCUGAGCUCCAGGUGUACCUUGGUUUCCUUUGGGGAGAUAGCAGAGGGAUUGAGGGAGGGAAGGACAAGGGCAGGAUUUGAGCUUUUGGUCAGAAGUUACACUUUCUAGAUACAUUUUUGUACUUCAAGUAUUGAAAUGGGGCAAUAAAGAUGCUCUGAAAUGCAGGAUCAUUAAAUGGUCUGUUGGUAAGCAUUGGCUAAAUGUCUGGUUUUAAUACCUAAAUUAAUGCCGUGCAAUGAGUUACGCUUCACAUAGAGGGGGGAGGCAAAGUUUUAGUCUACGAAUCCAGCAUGAGCCAUCGAGCACUGGACAGAACCGUACUCAUGAAGACAUGGUUUCCUUUCCUGUUCCAGUACUUUGACUUUUCACAGCCUGUUCUGCAUUUAUCUCAUCCUCCCCAUGGAACCACAUUAGUUUUGCAGUCUGACCCGAACAACAGUAUUAAAUGAAAAUAAACGUUAAAGCAUUGUGUUUUACUUGCUUUGGUAGUUGUCUUCGUAACCCCCUGCCCACAGUCCAGUCCCAGCUGAGCCGGAGCCUGGGUCCCCCUUGUCGUCCCCCCGUUCCCCCCCCCCGCCUCCCUGUUAGCUUCAUCCGCUGCCGCGCAAAGAGGGCGCCAGAGACAAUCACAGGUCCCAGAUCCGUAGAGGUAGGAAUUCUUCCAAGAGCAAGAGGGAGUUGUUCUUCCAGAGCAAUGAAACAAAACCAAAAGAGAAAAAAAAAAAAAAAAAAAAAGAAAAUAGAAAAAAAAAAAAAAAAUAAAGAAACCAAGCGAAGAUUUUGAUAAACAACAACGUUGCUGUCAUUUUUAGUUUGCCCAUUAGGAAGCAGUAGUAGUUUAUGCGUUGCAUCUGCAUUUCAGACUAAGUGAUUAUUGUACCUAAUUACGGUUGAUUGCUGAUAUUUCCUCAAUCUCUCUCUCUUAGUCAAGCGCUUCUUCUUCUGUAUUUUUGUGUGUAGCGAUGACAAGUGUAAUGCGCUAGGCAUUAUUCUGGUUUGGUUAUGAGUAUCUCCUGUACUGCGUUAAGAUUUCUUUCAGUUACUUUUUUUAAGCUUUGCUACUGUUCUCACUUUAUGCCGUGCAAUAUCAUCUGCUGUGUUUGCUAAGCAAAGAAAAAAAAAGAGAAAAAAACAACAAAAAAAGGAAAAAAAAAGAAAAAGAUAAAAAAAAAAAAGAAAAAAGCAAGUGAUGAUGUCAUCAUGCUUUUCAGUGUUACAAUGUUUCAGCGUUACAAUGUUUCAGCGUUUAUGUAGUCACAAAAAUGUAGUAAAUAAAAGGUUGGAUUUUCCAGCACUUUAAAUUUA
Neopsephotus bourkii (Bourke's parrot) is the source of this 9429-nucleotide messenger RNA. RefSeq names its product one cut homeobox 1 (gene ONECUT1). Gene Ontology annotation, cellular component: nucleus. Gene Ontology annotation, molecular function: RNA polymerase II cis-regulatory region sequence-specific DNA binding; DNA-binding transcription factor activity, RNA polymerase II-specific. NCBI's taxonomy places the organism in Eukaryota, Metazoa, Chordata, Aves, Psittaciformes, Psittacidae. The transcript has 2 exons. The record is from RefSeq and is a predicted model, not a curated record. Gene Ontology annotation, biological process: regulation of transcription by RNA polymerase II. Bases 375 to 1748 code for a protein of 457 amino acids.